UAAUUAGAAAAAAAAAGGGUUGAAAAAAGGAAAUAUUAGAGGUAUAUGACCCACGCCGGCGCCGCAUGUGGCGGCGGCCUCCCCUUUAGAUGAUUUGAAUGGAAAGCAACCCCACCCACGCCCCUUGUUUCACGCAGCCACCUCCUUCCGCGGUGGCCUCUCAUCCGCCGCCACUUUAACAACCCUAGCCCCCCAAUUCCUCCCUCAAUUUCCCCUAAUUCCCCCAGAUCUCAUCCUCAUCCUCCUCCUCCCCCAUGGCUACGAUUAUCUCACCUUCCUCUCCCGACGACAUCCCCACCACCACCCCCACCCUCCCCGCCCCCCGGCGCCUCCCCCCGCCGUGCUGGACCCCCGAGGAGACCGUCGUCCUCAUCGACGCCUACAAGGACAAGUGGUACUCCCUCAGCCGCGGCAGCCUCCGCGGCCACCACUGGCAGGAGGUCGCCGACGACGUCGCCUCGCGCUGCCCCGCCCACCCCGCCAAGACCUCCGUCCAGUGCCGCCACAAGAUGGAGAAGCUCCGCAAGCGGUACCGCGCCGACAUCCAGAGAUCCGCCGCCCGCAGAUCCGCCUCGUCCUGGGCCCACUUCCAGCAAAUGCACUCCAUGGAGAAGGGCACCGACCUCCCCACCCCCCCUCCGUCUUCCUCAUCAGAAGAAGAGCACAACACCAAGAGCAACAGCGUCAAACGCCGCAUCAACGAUCUCUACAACCGCCACGCCAAUCAGAGCGGCGCAUCCACGCCCGGGGUCCGGAUCAAGAUGCCUGGCGCGGCGGCGAAGGCUCCAAACCCUAACCCUAGAAUUGUCCCAAAUUCGAGUGGUAAGCCGUCGGUGGUGGAAGCGAUACAGGCGUUGGGAGAGGGAUUCGUGAGAAUGGAGCAGAUGAAGAUGGAGAUGGCACAGCAGAUUGAAGAGAUGCGGAUGGAGAUGGAGCUCAAGAGAACGGAGAUGAUUCUCGAUUCGCAGCGCAGAAUUGUCGACGCUUUUGCUCGUGCCAUCAAGAAGCCCAAGAAUCAUUUGUAACUUUAAGUGCAAAAUGGAUUUGUUACUUUUUUUUAUGAGGACAAGAAUAAGUUCAAAUUUAUCAAGCACCAAA
Salvia splendens (bonfire salvia) is the source of this 1098-nucleotide messenger RNA. RefSeq names its product trihelix transcription factor ASIL1. The transcript has a single exon. NCBI's taxonomy places the organism in Eukaryota, Viridiplantae, Streptophyta, Magnoliopsida, Lamiales, Lamiaceae. The coding region runs from base 255 to 1025 and encodes 256 amino acids. The record is from RefSeq and is a predicted model, not a curated record.